ACCACCACCACCACCACCACCACCACCCCACUCCCUCCCCAGGACUCACCAACAAGGGAUCAUGGGUGGCUCAUCGUCCAAGCAUUCAAAGCUCUUUGACAAACUCUUCGCAAAUGCCAUCGAUCUCAUCAGGCAGUCGGCACACUCGCACGAGCUGGAUAGGGUAAUGGAGGCGGCGAUGGAAGGCGAUACAGAGGCGGUCGAGCAGCUGCGCCACGAGCAGCAGGAGAAGGCCAUGGAGAUGAAUCGGGCGGUGCUAAUGGAGCUGUGGAACGAGUUUGAUGAAAAUGGCGACGGCGUACUGUCACGUGAGGAGAACCGGAGGCUGGUUCACCAGUACCUCGUCGCCUCCAAGAUCCACCUGCCCAAGGUCAUGGAGGAGUCGCUGCGGGUCUCGAUGGAGCUGGGCCUGAGCGCGAUCGAGGCCCAGGAUCCAAGCAUGGCGCAUGACAUGCGCAAGGAGCUCAAGGCUGUGAUGAAGACCAUCAAGAAGGAUUUGACUGCAGGCGUGGUCUCCGUCCUCGACGAAAUCCUAGCCAACGUCGACGAGACCGCAGACGCCCUGCUUGCCGAGAUGGACAUCGACGGCGACGGCCAAGUCGACCGCGAGGAGUUUAUCACCAAGUUCCUCGCCGCCACCUCGGCAGUCAUCAAGCCGGAGCGGUUCCAAGCGGCCACGUCGUCAGCCAUGGCUGCUGCUAACGAGGCGCUGCACGGCGAAGAGUAACUCCUCACCGACGAUGUACUCGCUUCACCCUCAAGCGGCUUUCCUUCAGCUUUAAAAUCUACUUCUCAGCC
Molecule: messenger RNA, 798 nt
Organism: Thecamonas trahens ATCC 50062
Lineage: Eukaryota; Apusomonadida; Apusomonadidae
Exons: 2
Coding region: 62-727 (221 amino acids)
Molecular function (GO): calcium ion binding
Source: RefSeq, a predicted model, not a curated record